GUAGUCGGCAUCUCUGGUGGCGCCGCCCUCCCCGUCUUCGACGCGCUGCACGAUGGCCCCCCCUUCAAAUUCAUCUUAGCCCACCACGAGCAAGGCGCCGGCCACAUGGCCGAGGGGUAUGCGCGCGCAUCAGGCAAGCCGGGCGUGGUGCUCGUGACAUCGGGGCCGGGCACGUCGAACCUGGCGACGCCGCUGCUAGACGCGCUGCGCGACGGGGUGCCGCUGGUGGCCGUGUGCGGCGACGUCGCCACGGCCGUGCAGGGCUCGGGCGCGUUCCAGGAGAUCGACACGCUGGCGCUGGCGCGGCCCUGCACGAAAUGGUGUGGCAUGCCGGCGCACGUCGACGAUCUGCCGGCUUGCAUCGCUAGGGCCUUUCAUGAGGCUACGACCGGGCGACCCGGUCCGACCCUCCUCGCUAUCCCGAGAGAUGUCGCCAAGGCGCGCUUCACGCCUGGUGCGGCUGGGCUAGUUGGCGACCAGCCUGCGAUAGCAGACUCCGCAGACAACCUCGGAGAGACCCUGGACGCAGUCACCCGACUGCUCCGCGUGGCCAAGCAGCCGGUCCUUAUCGCUGGCCACGGGCUGCUGAACGCCGCGCACGGCCCAGUCCUGCUGCGACGACUAACAGAGACAGUCCCCAUUCCCACGGCAACCACGCUGCUCGGCAUGGGCGCCGUCGACGAGCUGCACCCGCUCGCGCUCGGCAUGCUGGGCACGUACGGCACGGUGCCCGCCAACCUGGCGGUGCAGAAUGCGGACCUGAUUCUGGCGCUGGGGGCGCGCCUGGACGAGCGCGCGGUGGGCGACGCAGCGGGGUUCGGGCCUGCGGCGCGGCAAGCAGCGCGCGAAGGACGCGGCGGGAUCGUGCAUUUCGAUAUCCACGCGCCGCAUAUCGGGAAGGUGGUGGCGCCCACCGUGGCGGUCGAGGGCGAUCUCGCCGUGACGCUGGCGCUGUUGCUGCGGCGGGUGGAGGAGAACACCCCCGAGGGAUGCGGAGAGUGGUUGCGGCGCGUGCAGGCGUGGAAGGAGACGUAUCCCCUUGCAUAUCAGCCGCCGGCCGAGGAGAAGCGCCCAUCGUUGCUGCUGCCCCAGGAGGUGGUUGCGGAGCUGGAUGCGCAGACGAGUGGCCGGAAGGAUUCGACGAUCGUCACGACCGGCGUCGGGCAGCAUCAGAUGUGGAUGGCGCGGUACUACCGGUGGCGGCGGCCGGGAACGCUGGUCAGUUCCGGCGGGCUGGGCACGAUGGGCUUUGGCUUGCCCGCGGCCAUCGGGGUCAAGCUGGCCCGCCCGGAGUGCGCGGUGGUCGACAUUGAUGGCGAUGCGUCGCUGUGCAUGACGGUCGAGGAGAUGCUGACGGCCGUGCAGCAUGGCGUGGCCGUCAAGGUGCUGGUGCUGCGCAAUGAGGAGCAGGGCAUGAUUCAGGAGUUGCAGGAGGCCGAGUUCGACGGCCGCGUCACGCAGGCCCGUCAGCGUAAUCCGAAUUUCGCGCAGUUGGCGCAAAGUAUGGGGGCGCGGGCGCGUCGAUGUGACACUCGUGGGGAGUUGGGAGAGUGUAUAGCCUGGUUGCUGGGAAUGGAGGGAGUGGCAUUGUUGGAGGUGCUGGUCCAGGGAGGAGUGCCUAUGGUGCCCAAGGUGGCGGGGGGGAAGGCGUUGGAUGCUAUAUUGGAGGGGCUGUGAUGUACUGUAUGUCUUGGCUUUGCAACUUA
Molecule: messenger RNA, 1706 nt
Organism: Aspergillus homomorphus CBS 101889
Lineage: Eukaryota; Fungi; Ascomycota; Eurotiomycetes; Eurotiales; Aspergillaceae
Product: thiamine pyrophosphate-binding protein
Exons: 1
Biological process (GO): L-valine biosynthetic process
Cellular component (GO): acetolactate synthase complex; mitochondrion
Molecular function (GO): thiamine pyrophosphate binding; flavin adenine dinucleotide binding; magnesium ion binding
Source: RefSeq, a predicted model, not a curated record